Molecule: messenger RNA, 717 nt
Organism: Mycetomoellerius zeteki
Lineage: Eukaryota; Metazoa; Arthropoda; Insecta; Hymenoptera; Formicidae
Product: wiskott-Aldrich syndrome protein family member 2
Exons: 3
Coding region: 7-717 (236 amino acids)
Biological process (GO): cell differentiation
Source: RefSeq, a predicted model, not a curated record
GUCGCGAUGCCGUUUGUGAUGCGGAAGGUAGAGCCGCGGCACGUGUGCCGUGGCCACGUGCCGGCGGGCUCGCAUCCGGGCUGGCCGGUGGGCGCCGAGCUCGAAGCGGUGGCGAACGGCGCCCUCACCAGUUCCCUCAAACAGUUGGCCUCUCUCCUCACCGUCGCGGAGGACAUCUUCGCGAACCUCACCGCCGAACUAGCUCAAGUCGCCGAAAGAAGCGGCGACCUACGUCAUAAGCUCGACAAAGUCGAAGAGCGACUCAGCACCGUCGAUCCCAAGAAGAUACCAGUCCCGGAAUCGGAUAUCUGUACUUUCGCGGCGAGGACGGAGCAUUUUCACGUCACGAAUAAACCAUCGACGGGACUGUUCACGACGGACACGAGGCCGAAGGCCCUGAGGGAGUUGUACGAGCUCGCUGCUAUAGUCGCCGUACGAAGUUUGGAUUCCUUGAGGAGGGAUGGCAGCUCGAUGGAUAUGUUCCUUUGCACACCGGUCCUCGGUAAAAGAAGACGGGACCACAGCCUCGACAUUGAGUCUAGAGUCCCGGCUGCUAUCGAAGAUCUUCGAAGAUGGACAUCCACCGAAGCGCUCGGUGACGUCACUGUACCGCCGGACUGCGCGUCCAGGAUCUUGGGCGACACGACUAGCGACGAUGCUGUCGAUCACAAGCUACCCAGCCCCGAGGAACAGGUUCAGGCUAUCGCGCUCAAGUAA